Equus caballus (horse) is the source of this 4787-nucleotide messenger RNA. It is a transcript of the gene PARS2, whose product is annotated as prolyl-tRNA synthetase 2, mitochondrial. Gene Ontology annotation, biological process: prolyl-tRNA aminoacylation. Lineage: Eukaryota; Metazoa; Chordata; Mammalia; Perissodactyla; Equidae. The record is from RefSeq and is a predicted model, not a curated record. Gene Ontology annotation, cellular component: mitochondrion; cytoplasm. Gene Ontology annotation, molecular function: proline-tRNA ligase activity; ATP binding.
CGCGAGCGCGGCCUUGUGAUUGGCGAGAAGGGCAGGGGGCGGGCUCGGCCCUGGCGCAGGCGCGCUGGCCUGGCGCGGCGGUCCCGGGGGUCUCUUGGGCUGGUGCUGCGGGGACUGCGCCUGGCACCAGCGUGUCCCUGUGCCAGGGUGUCAUGGAAGGGCUGCUGACAAGAUGCAGAGCACUGGCCGCCUGCAGCCGCCAGCUCUCUGGGUCCAUUCCCCGCAGGUUUCACCACUGUGCCCCAGGGAGAGGGAAGCGCUUGGUGCUCUCCCGCAUGUUCCAGCCACAGAACCUUCGAGAAGACCAGGUGCCCUCCCUGGAGGGUGGAUCUGGCGACCUGACCUGUAAGAGCCAGCGGCUCAUGCUGCAGGUGGGCCUCAUCCACCCAGCAAGCCCCGGCUGUUACCACCUCCUGCCGUACACUGUCCGUGCCCUGGAGAAGCUUGUGCGAGUGAUAGACCAGGAGAUGCGGGCCAUCGGGGGCCAGAAGGUCAGCAUGCCUAGCCUCAGCCCGGCAGAGCUCUGGCGAGCCACCAACCGCUGGGACUUGAUGGGCAAGGAGCUGCUGAGACUUAGGGACAGACACGGCAAGGAAUACUGCUUAGGACCAACUCACGAGGAAGCCGUUACAGCCCUGGUCGCCUCCCAGAAGACACUGUCCUACAAGCAGCUUCCCUUCCUGCUGUACCAGGUGACGAGGAAGUUUCGGGAUGAGCCCAGGCCCCGCUUUGGUCUUCUCCGCGGACGAGAGUUCUACAUGAAAGACAUGUACACCUUCGACUCCUCCCCAGAGGCCGCCCGGCAGACCUACGGCCUGGUGUGUGAUGCCUACAGCAGCCUGUUUGCCAGGCUGGGGCUGCCGUGUGUCAAAGUCCAGGCCGGCGUGGGCAGCAUCGGGGGCACGAUGUCGCACGAGUUCCAGCUGCCAGCGGAUGUUGGAGAGGACCAGUUUGCAGUCUGCCCCAGCUGCAGCUUCUCGGCCAACGUGGAGACACUAAACUUGUCACAGACAAACUGCCCUGCUUGCCAGGGACCGCUGACGGAAACCAAAGGCAUUGAGGUGGGGCACACGUUUUACCUGGGCACCAAGUACUCUUCCGUUUUCAAUGCCCAGUUUACCAACGUCCACGGCAAGCCAUCCCUGGCUGAAAUGGGGUGCUAUGGCUUGGGUGUGACCCGGAUCUUGGCUGCUGCCAUUGAAGUUCUCUCUACAGAAUACUGCCUUCGCUGGCCCGGCCUCCUGGCCCCUUACCAAGUCUGCCUCAUCCCCCCCAAGAAGGGCAGUAAGGAGGAGGUGGCCACAGAGCUCGCGGGGCACCUGUACGACCACAUCACAGAGGCGGUGCCGCAGCUUCGCGGGGAGGUCCUGCUGGACGACAGGACUCAUCUGACCAUUGGAAACAGACUGAAAGACGCCAACAAAUUUGGCUACCCCUUCGUGAUCAUCGCUGGCAAGAGGGCCCUGGAGGCCCCUGCACAUUAUGAGGUUUGGUGCCAGAACACUGGAGAGGUGGUCUUCCUCACCAAAGAAGGGGUCGUGGGAUUGCUGAGCCAAGUGCAGGUUGUCUGAACCCGGGCCUGUCUCACAGCCGUGCCGUCCAUUCCAACACCGUCUCUUCCUGCACUCCUUUCCCGGGCUGGUCUCCCCAGAAAUGGGGCGGCCCAGGGAAGGUGAGACCGUGUUAUGUUUAUGUUUAUAUUCCAUUGUGGAAGCUGCUUUUAGGAGGCAGAGAGGCAAGAAGGAGCCGAGUUCUCAUCGUGGCCCUUAGGCAAGUUGCCUUUCUCGUCUCAGUUGAGUCCUGGCUGAUGGCCGAGGCCCUCCGGCUCUGGCUAUUCAGCCAUGCGCCUCUUGCUGCAUUCGGUCUGGAGAGCAGGCCCACCAGCCCUCCUUCACUUGGUCAUGUCCUGCCCCUGCUGGGGCCUCAGUUUCCCCAUCUGUGAUGUGGGAAAAUGGAACUAGAUCUAUAAAGUUUAAUGGCUGUCACUGGCGGGUUCCACAAGAGGUUGGUGGCUGGCAGACCUGGUUCCUCUGCUCCUCCAUAGUCUAAGCUACACAGAAGGUUAGUAUAAUUAGCUAAUGGCCCAGAAACACCUCUGGACACCUGGCUCUGUUGAGGCAGCCGAGCACUGAGACUGGUCUGUGGAUUGAGUAGAGUCGGCCUAUGGGGUGAGCCUUGCACGUCUGAUUGUAACGUGGUGCCAGCCGCCGUUUCAGCAGUGCGGCAGCUUCCCACCUUGAGACUUUUUUCUUCGGUUUCUACACUCAAAAAAAAAAAAAAUUGGGUGGCUGGGAAAAUGUUUUAAACCAUUUCUUCUCACAAAUAUCAGGGAUAGCAGGCUUCACGUGCCACUGUGACCUUGUCCCAGGGGCAGAGCUGGAUCCUGGAGCCACAACAGGGGUGCAUAUUAAGGUCUUUGCCUGAAUUCUCUGGAAGAUGGAGCAGACCCGAGCUGCCCCGGCAGUGCCACCCGCUUUCGUUGCUCCUGCUCACCAGCUCACCCGCUCGGUGUCUCGGCACGCCCGAAUCUAACAGGAAUCUGUCAAGGCCAAGCUCAAGGCCGGUGCCUGCUGAAGACAUGCUGGUGGCCCCUGGAAGUGGUUUUCCCUCUGCCCCAGCACUUCGGUCCAGCACUGACAGCAUCCUUGCUGGGUGCACACCGCUCACCGUUAGCGACCAGCCUCUUGUAGUUGGUGGUCAGCUCCCUGAGGCCAGGGUCCUGGCUGGUUCCUAGCCCACUGCAGUUCUCUCGUCUUGGCCACUUGUUCCACCUGCCAGCUUCCCAGCAGCCUGUUAGUGCUAGAGGGCCCUCACCCCCACGCUCACACAUGAGGUUACCAAGUGAAUGUGCGUGACCAGGCCUUAGUGGCUCCAGGCCUGCCAUUGGAGCUCUUGGCCCAGCAUCCAGGCCAGAAGAUGUGGAUUCUGAGAGCCGACCCAAGAAGGAGAGAUUGUAAAGCAGGGGGUCGUACCCUUGGCUGCACAUUGGAAUCCCCUGGGUCCCACCAGAGGUUGUGCUCUGGGCUGUGGCCUGGGCGUUGGGCACAGUGAAGCUCCCCGGGGGAUCCUAACGCACAGAGUGGAUCGAGAGCUCCCGGUGGACAGGGAGCGCCUUCUCUGAGGCCACUUUGUAGCUGAGCGUUUCUCUGGGUAAUUUCGGUUGUACAUUAUCAGACGGAUAUGAGCUCUCUGCUUGUAAUGGCCUCGCCGUCAUCUGUUGAGGACUGCCCUGUGCCACUGUGCCGUGAGGCACUUUUAUGUACCGUUUUCAGACCUUAAAACCGCAAGGUAGGUGCACCUAUUCUCAUGUUACAGCUGAGGAAACCUGAAGCUCCGUUGAAGCAACUUACCCAAGCCGUAGGUGUCAGAGCUGGAAUCCAACUGUUGACCAAAACCUGUGCCCUUCCCACUGCACGGCACGGCCCCUGCCUGGGCAAAAGUGAUUGCAGUAAAUAAAACUGAGUUAGUUUGUCUGUCUCAUCAAAUUAGCCUACAGUAGGUGAGAAAUUAGAGUUUGUGUGGAUGACUGCUUUAAGUUGUUUUUUUUUUAUUUUAAAUUUGUGCUCCAUAAGCUUCCUUACUUUUGGAAGGCUAGCCUAAUGUAAGCACUUUAAAAAGCCAGAUUCCAGGAAUAGAGAACCAAUUAAUUUUAAACUCUUCGUAAAUGUGUGAGUUAUAGAAUGAUUGAGGACGUUGUGGAAUCGUGGAACUUAGAUCAGAGGAGAACUCGGAGCCCGCCUGUCCAGCCCUCCUUUCACACGUGGGAAGCGGGCCUGGAGUGGGAAUUAACCUGCCGCAUACCAUCUGAUUGGCAAAAGGCCUGACUGCAGGCCAGGUGCCACGUCCCCUAAAUCGGGCCACCUCCCGUCGAUCUUGUUGCGUUGAGAGGUCUGGCUGGAUCAGCCUUUGAGCUACAAAGCCUUAUAGGUGUGAAGCAGGUACCCAUCCUCUUUUUUGCAAUAAAUAGACAAAUACAGGGAGUACAGUGAUUUGCCCAAGGUCAAGCUGAACUGCAACCAAGGUGUCCCAGCUGCUAAGCCAAUGUUUCUUCUAGAAGCCGAGGGCGCUGUGAUUCAGUGGAGGAUCAGAACCGUGAAGAGACAUAAUCCUAGAUCCACCACUUACCAGGGAUGUGACCUUAGACAAAUUACUUGCCCUUUGUGUGUCUCAGAUUCUUCAUCUCUACGAUGCACACGUGGCAAUGGCACCACCUCCCAUCCUUGUCCUGGGGUCGCUGAGCCUGCUUAUAUGAAGCGCUUAACCUUAGUGUGCUCUCAGGAAUCACCUCCUUCAUGCCAGACGGCUUAGGAAGUGCGCCCAUCGGAGCUCAGGUUCUGCUGGUAACUUGAUCUCCAGACUCGGAUCUUCUGUUCUCAAUAUGGUGCUUUUACCUUCCUGGGGAAUGCCAUCAGCAAGAAGUAAGUAACGCCUGUGGGAUGGCUCCACCUCCUUAGGGAGAGACAGAAAUAUUCGAACUGCGUACCUUACUCUUUCCUUCCUAACUUGCCAAUGUUACCUCUUGCCAUAAAUUGAUGAAAUGGGGAUGCUGGCAAAAUAACAGGUACAAGCAGGUACAGGCUGUAUUAUCAUUGCUCAUUCCUUGGGGAGGUCUGGAACCAACCAGCUGGGAAAUAUUUAGCAGAAUAAAUACUUGGGGACAAAGGCUGCUGCAUAACAAAACCAUUGUGUAAAUCUCACUUAGAAUGUAAAUUGAGGGCUCCAUUAAUAUUCUGUGUUUUAAUGGAAGAAACACCUGCUGGGCCAUCAAUAAAGGAGCUUUGCAGAGA